GCAUGCGCCCUAACAGCUGCCCUUUUGCCACGUACUUCCUUCAGGUCCAGUCAGAUCUGUCUCCCAGGUACGACUUUUUCACCAAAAAUGAAGGUUUUCGCCGCAAUUUUCGCCACUUUCGUGGCCCUGUCCUUGGCAGGAGACUACACAGAAGAGGAAGACGUCCUGGUUUUGACCAACGACAACUUCGAGAAGGCGAUAGAGGAGUUUGAAAACAUCCUCGUCGAGUUUUAUGCGCCGUGGUGUGGACACUGCAAGGCGCUGGCUCCAGAGUACGCCAAGGCCGCGGGAAGUCUGAAGGAGAAGGAGUCGGCCAUCAAGCUGGCCAAGGUGGACGCCACCGUGGAGUCCGACAUCGCUCAGAAGUUCGAAGUACGUGGCUACCCCACCAUGAAGUUCUUCCGCAACGGCAAGCCCAUGGACUACGGCGGCGGUCGCCAGGCUGACCAGAUCGUGACGUGGCUGGAGAAGAAGACCGGUCCCCCCGCCGCCAACCUGGAGUCCGCCGAGGCUGCCGAGAAACUGAAGGAGGACAAUGAAGUCCUGGUCGUUGGCUUCUUCAAGGACCAAGAGAGCGACGCUGCCAAGGCGUUCCUGGAAGUGGCCAGGUCUGAUGACGAGACGACCUUCGCUAUCACGUCCACAGACGAAGUCUUCGAAAAGCUGGAGGGCAAAGAUGGAGGUGUCGUCUUGUUCAAGAAGUUUGACGAAGGGCGUAACGACUAUGAGGGAGACAUCGCUGAGGAGGAGCUGAAGCAGUUCAUCAAAGGCAAUAGCCUGCCACUGGUGGUGGAGUUCACAGAAUCGACCGCCCAGAAGGUUUUCGGUGGUGAAGUGAAGAACCACAACCUCCUGUUCAUCAGUAAGGACCACGAGAACUUUGACAGCAUCUUGGAACAGUUCAAGGGCGCUGCUGCCGACUUCAAGGGCAAGGUUUUGUUUAUCUACAUCAACGUUGACAACGAGGACCACGCCCGUAUCCUGGAGUUCUUCGGUCUGAACAAGGACGAGUGUCCGCAGGUCCGGCUCAUUUCUCUGGAUGAGGACAUGACCAAGUACAAGCCUGAGACGGAGGAGAUCACCACAGACAACAUGAAGGCCUUUGUGCAGGGAUUCAUCGACAAGACAAUUAAGCCUUUCUUGAUGAGCCAGGAUGUUCCAGAGGACUGGGAUAAGGAGGGAGUGAAGGUUCUUGUGGGGAAGAACUUUGCUGAGGUUGCGUUGGAUGAGAACAAGGCCGUGCUGGUUGAGUUCUAUGCGCCUUGGUGCGGACACUGCAAGCAGCUGGCCCCCAUCUACGACGAGCUGGGUGAGAAGUUCAAGGACAGUGAGGACAUUGUCGUCGCCAAGAUGGACUCCACGGCGAACGAAGUGGAAGAUGUUAAAAUCCAGAGCUUCCCCACCAUCAAGUAUUUCCCCAAAGGAAAAGAUUCCCAGGUUGUUGAUUACAACGGGGAGCGGACAUUAGAGGCCAUGGCAAAGUUCCUAGAAUCAGGCGGCAAAGAGGGAGCAGGGCCAAGUGAUGAGGAGGAAGGUGAUGAGGAAUUCGAAGGUGAUGAGGAAUUUGGAGACGGCGAAUUUGAUGAUUUUGAUGAGCAAGACGAAGAUCUAGAUUGGGAACUUGAAGAGGCAGAAGACGCAGAUGCAGAUGCAGAGGGAACAAAGGACGAACUCUGAGCCCCUCACCACCUCCAGUCACCAGCUGUGCAGCUCCAGUCAUUCCCUGUACCCACCACUCCCCAGCGCCCCCUUCCAACACCGCGACGAACUGCACCCCCCAUCCCUCUGCUGCUGGUCUAGUCUUAUGUUGCACACACACUGACACACACACACACUGUCAUCAACAGCAGAGGGAUUGGCUGUGCACUUCGUCUGGCAGCAACUGGGUUUGGAUUAGCUACGUUUCCGCACGCUUUUUGCUCCACGUGACUUUUGUGCAGUAAAACAUGGGGGAAAAGGCAGUGUCAUGGUACUGUACUCGGUUUUAGCUGUGAGAGAUUAUAUAAGAAUGAUGAUAAUAAUAAUAAUAAUACUGUGUUCUGUUCAAUUUCUGCUUUAACAACUUGAUACUAGACAGUUUGAUUCUGGGGAAAGAUGUACGUAAUGAGGCAUUUUGUCAAUUCCCAUGAAAUAAUAGAUAUGCUUUAGGAUAGGAAAUGCUAGCUUUUGGAGUAUAUUUCUACGUCAAUUAUUAAGAAUGUCACCCUUGUGUCAUUACAGAAUAAGUAUAUAAGAUGUAUAGUGAAGAUACCCUUAUGGGAAUAUGUAACAUGCCAGGAAUUUAGGCAUGUGAUUCUGACUUCCAGACUGUUUAAUUGUUUCGUUUGGUGCCGUUAUUUUGAACAAAGCACUUCUUAUGUAAGUGAGAGCUUGCGUUUGUGUGAUGUUCACUGUUGUAACGUUACAGUUAUAAGAUAUAGACGACCUUUGGCGUAAUUUAAAAGAGUACAGUUCUAAGUGCCAUGCAAUUGUUCUGUCCAGGCGUUCUGCCCAGUGGUGAGUAGUAUAUGCUGAAGAGUCCAGGUCACAUUUGGUGGGAGGACCCUGGACAAUACAAAGAGGUUAUGUUCCCAGUUUUAAUCACCCCCCCCUGCCCUCUAGAUAGGUGAAGGAAUAUAAUUUUGUUGUCAAAGAUUUGUUAUAGAAAAAAAUUCAUAUGGUGGUGAGAAGCCAAUAACGGGAGUAAAAUGGA
Branchiostoma belcheri (Belcher's lancelet) is the source of this 2692-nucleotide messenger RNA. Its product is annotated as protein disulfide-isomerase-like. Gene Ontology annotation, cellular component: endoplasmic reticulum. Gene Ontology annotation, biological process: protein folding; response to endoplasmic reticulum stress. The record is from RefSeq and is a predicted model, not a curated record. Bases 88 to 1677 code for a protein of 529 amino acids. The transcript is spliced from 12 exons. Gene Ontology annotation, molecular function: protein disulfide isomerase activity. NCBI's taxonomy places the organism in Eukaryota, Metazoa, Chordata, Leptocardii, Amphioxiformes, Branchiostomatidae.